This is a messenger RNA of Sinocyclocheilus anshuiensis, 455 nucleotides long. RefSeq names its product ATP-dependent RNA helicase DHX8-like. Gene Ontology annotation, biological process: spliceosomal complex disassembly. The transcript is spliced from 3 exons. Gene Ontology annotation, cellular component: catalytic step 2 spliceosome; intracellular anatomical structure. The annotation marks the transcript as partial. The record is from RefSeq and is a predicted model, not a curated record. Gene Ontology annotation, molecular function: RNA helicase activity; RNA binding. Lineage: Eukaryota; Metazoa; Chordata; Actinopteri; Cypriniformes; Cyprinidae.
UUUUCUGUUUUCUCACGCUCACCAUCCAUAUAGCCGACGGCAGGCAGAUAGCUGCCAACAUGAGGGGCAUAGGUAUGAUGCCCAACGACAUCCCAGAAUGGAAGAAACGCGCCUUUGGUGGCAACAAGGCAUCCUAUGGCAAAAAGACUCAACUUUCUAUUCUAGAGCAAAGAGAGAGUCUUCCUAUCUACAAGCUGAAAGAGCAGCUCAUUCAGGCUGUCCAUGACAACCAGAUCCUGAUUGUGAUCGGUGAGACGGGCUCAGGGAAGACCACUCAGAUCACUCAGUACCUGGCUGAGGCUGGAUACACCACACGGGGGAAGAUCGGGUGCACACAACCCAGAAGAGUGGCAGCCAUGUCUGUGGCUAAAAGAGUGUCGGAGGAGUACGGUUGUUGUUUAGGUCAAGAGGUUGGAUACACCAUCCGUUUUGAGGACUGCACAAGUCCCGAGACU